AUGGCUACUCAAUCGUCGAUGGGUCGUCAGCCGACCCGGUCUUCCAGCACCCACCCGUCGCACUCCCAUAACGUACCUUUGAGUGCUCGUCGAUCGGCGCCUUUGGACUUAUCUACAGUGGAACGGCGUGGCCAGUCCAAUUCCCCUCGUGAACCUUCGAAGCGCAUCCGUCCUCAUGGCAUCCCCGAAGCACCGACAUUUCGACCAACCGAGGAAGAAUUCAAGGAUCCAGUGGCCUACAUCCAAAAAAUCGCGCCGGAAGGCAAGAAAUUUGGUAUCUGUAGAGUCAUCCCGCCGGAGAACUGGCAGCCAUCAUUUGCCAUUGAUACAGAACGAUUCCACUUCAAGACUCGUCGACAAGAACUCAACUCAGUUGAAGGAGGUAUGACCCCGAGUUCAGCCGAAAUUGCUGCCGGUGGAAGUUCCCCCCAGCGCAGUUCUAAUCCAUACUUUGAUUCAGGGAAUCGUGCCAACAUGAACUACAUCGAUGGACUUGCCAUGUUUCACAAACAACACGGGACAAAUUACAGUCGUUUACCUAGCGUGGACAAGCGGCCUCUGGAUCUGUACAAGCUGAAAAAAGCUGUCGAGAUUCGUGGUGGAUUUGAGCAAGUGUGCAAAACCAAAAAAUGGGCAGAAAUCGGCCGCGACCUCGGAUACAGCGGCAAAAUCAUGUCAUCUCUAUCAACCUCGCUCAAAAACUCCUACCAGCGUUACUUGCAACCCUACGAAGAAUAUCUUGCUCGAGCCAAGCCCGGUGUUCAGCAGCAGCUCGAGUUGGAACAUGGUGGACCAUACACUCCGUCUCCGCGUAACUCUCCCAUGACCAGGAAACCAUUGAUCGACGAAACUGGCACUCCAUCUAAACCACACGAUGAAACUCCUUCAAUUCCACGACUGGCCCCACUUGCGAGUACUCCGUUGGCGCACCCCGCUGAUAUGCCCACCCCGUCUGUUGAGCCUACACCCCCACCGCCGCGUCCUGUACCCACUGGAUUUACCCCUGUGAAUCUCGGUGCCGGUGGCUUUACAGCUGUCAACCAUCAUUCCCCAGCUGUUGCCCAAUCCCCAGGAUUUUCGGUAGUGAACAACGGUCCAGCCAUCAAACACGAGGGGGAGAAUGGGACAUCGACCCCAAAGAGUGUUUCUGAGCAUCCUGCACAUUCAACGCCUGUUCCAAACGGUCAAGGUGGUCCAAACUUCAAGCGUGCAAUCAGCCAUGACAGUACUUCUCAAGGCGAAAAUGGCGAUGAUGGUGGUAGCGGCCGGCGUAGCAAGCGCCUCAAGAAAGACAUGGCGCCAACUGUUGCAGGGUCACAUAUGUCACUUCUCCGUCCAUCAGCCACCAAGCCACGCAAGGAUGGCUCACAGCGAACUGGCGAGACGUGCGAAUCGUGCGGCAAAUCGGACGAUCGUUCAGAAAUCCUUGUGUGUGACAGUUGCGAACUCGGAUACCACACGACUUGUCUCGACCCCACCACUAGCGCUCCGUCUGAUCAUGACUGGCACUGCCCCAAGUGUCUGGUUGGAACUGGAGAAUUUGGAUUCGAAGACGGAGGCGUUUACUCUCUGAAGCAAUUCCAAGAGAAGGCCAAUGAGUUCAAGAAGGGAUAUUUCGCCUCGAAAAUGCCUUUUGAUCCUGUUCUCAACACUCACAGACGUGAGACUGAGGAUGACGUUGAGGCUGAGUUCUGGAAGCUGGUUGUCGAUCUACAUGAGACGGUUGAAGUUGAGUACGGUGCUGACAUCCACUCAACUACGCAUGGUAGUGGAUUCCCGACAAUCGAGCGAAACCCGCUUGAUUCUUACUCGUCUGAUCCGUGGAACUUGAAUGUCCUUCCAUUCUAUGGAGAUUCGCUUUUCCGUCACAUCAAGUCCGAUGUUUCCGGUAUGACCGUGCCUUGGGUCUAUGUCGGAAUGUGCUUCUCAACAUUCUGCUGGCACAACGAAGAUCAUUACGCCUACUCUGCCAACUAUCAGCACUUCGGUGCCACCAAGACCUGGUACGGUAUUCCCGGAGCAGAUGCCGAGGCGUUCGAGGCAGCCAUGCGCGACGCAGUUCCGGAACUGUUCGAAGGACAGCCUGAUCUUCUCUUCCAGCUGGUUACUCUCAUGCCGCCAGACAAGCUACGGAAGGCCGGCGUCAAUGUGUAUGCGGUAGACCAGCGGGCCGGCCAGUUUGUUCUUACAUUCCCUCAGGCCUACCAUGCCGGUUUCAACCAUGGGUUCAAUUUCAACGAGGCGGUCAAUUUUGCCCCAGCAGACUGGGAGCCUUGGGGUGCUGCGGGAGUGGAACGCCUGCAGACCUUCCGCAGACACCCAUGCUUUUCUCACGAUGAACUGCUAUUCACAGCGGCAGCUCGGGAUACAUCUAUUACAACUGCGAAGUGGCUUGCGCCUGCCCUUGACCGAUCCUCCCGUCGAGAACAAGGCGAGAGAGUAGCAUUCCUAACCCGCCAUCGAGAAGCCAUGCCUCACAAUUGUGCCAUCGGCACCAACGCCCAAACAGGUGAUUGUCAACUUAAGUUCGUAGUAGAAGAGGAGGAUCUCCCAGAAGAUGAUUAUCAGUGUCAGCACUGCAAGGCCUACACUUACCUCACGCAGUUCCGUUGCCACAAGUCAGGCAAAACUCUUUGCUUGUUACAUGUGGAAGCUUAUGACUGCUGCGGUGAGUCCCUUCCCCAGAAACUACUGGGCCCCGGCCAUACCCUGCGCUACCGCGUCAGCGAUGAAGAGCUCAGAGCAGUAGUCCAAAGGGUUCAGGAACGAGCCAGAAUCCCCGAGGUCUGGGGUGAGAAGCUUGACAAGACCUUGGAGAAUGAGCCGAAACCACAGCUCAAAGCUCUGCACACUUUGCUCAGUGAAGGUGAGAAAAUCCCAUACCACCUGCCUGGCCUCCAAGAUCUUGCGGCCUUCGUCCAGCGUUGCGAUAAAUGGGUUGAGGAGGCGAACAACUACAUCACCCGGAAACAGCAAAACCGCAGAAAAAACGAGAAAGCAUGGCGUAAAGCUAGUUCGAAGGCGGCGGCGCAGCUGGACGAGCGUGAUCGCGAAGUUCGCAGAGUGGAGAACAUCUACGCCCUACUGGCAGAGGCUGAUAAACUUUCCUUCGACUGUCCACAGAUGGCGGCCUUGGAAGAGAAAACCCGCGAAAUCGAGAAAUUCCGCCAGGAUGUUAACGGUGCCCUGAUGAACCCGCAUGUUCGAUCGAUCCAGGAUAUUGAGGAAUUGGUGGAGUCCGGCCGAAAUUUCAACGUGGAAAUCCCGGAGGUGGAGCAUUUGGAGAAGAUUAUGCAACAAAUGAAAUGGACUGAAGAGGCCACCCGUAAACGGGAUCAGCGCCUCGCCCUCAAGGAUUGCCAGGAAUUUGUCACCGCCGGAGAACAGCUCGGAGUUACCGACUCCAAUGAGAACCUAGUCUUCUUCAAGGAACUCAGUCGACAUGGCGAGGCUUGGGAAACCAAGGCCAAGGAGUUGAUGGCUGUGGAGGCUGUGCACUACCAGCAGUUGGAGGCUCUUUCCGCGCAAGCAUCCCGCUUCCCGGUCUCGCCUGACACUUUGGCUGCCGUAGAUGCCAUCCUGACCAAACAGCGAGAGGCCCAAAAGAGGAUCCAAACACUGUAUGAAAGGAGUAAAGAUCCCGAUUUGAGGAACAGACCAAAGUACAAGGAUAUUCGUGAACUCAUCGAGUCUCUGGAACAGCUAAACAGUCGCCCAAUCGGGGCCAUCGACCUGGAACGCGAACAGAAGCGCCAUGAAGAUUGGAUGAGGAAAGGCAAAAAGUUGUUUGGCAAAGCAAAUGCUCCAUUGCACAUUCUCAAGUCUCAUAUGGAGUAUGUUGAGUCACGCAACUCUUUCUGUUUCGACCUGGAUGACAGUUAUCGGCCCCCUGUUGAGCCCUCAUCACGAGACAACACUCCAGAUGGCUUGCUGGAGAACCCAACCCCUAAUGUCUGGGGUCCCAAGUCACGCAAGCGGGAUGUUUUCUGUAUUUGCAGAAAACUGGAAGCCGGAAUGAUGAUUGAGUGUGAAGUCUGUCAUGAAUGGUAUCAUGGGAAAUGUUUGAAGAUUGCCCGGGGUAAAGUGAAGGAGUUUGACAAGUACACCUGCCCUAUCUGUGACUGGCGUCAGAAGAUUCCUCGUGAUGCCGCUCGUCCAAAGCUGGAGGACUUGUUAGACUGGCAAGCUGAGAUUGCCACCCUUCCUUUCCAGCCGGACGAGGAAGAGGUUUUGGAUAGCAUCGUCCACCAGGCGACUGCUUUCCGAGAUUUUCUUCAAGGAUUCACCAAUGCAGCCUGUACGACCACUGAGGAGGUGCCUACAUUGAUCUUCUAUUUGCGAAAAAUCGAGGGAGCGGAGGUGCUUUUAGCCUACGAGACCAACUUCUUCCGCCAGGAAAUUCAUAAAUGGGCGCCUGUCGCGCCUGAUGCACCGCCCAUUUUAGAACAAUCCUUGUCUACGCGCAAACCUCGGCCCACGAAGCAACAGAAAAUCAUGGCCCAGAUGGGUGUUGACCGACCAGAAGAUCUUCCGGAUCAUCUCCGGGCUAAACUUAUGACCGUGAAACGCAAGUCUGUCGAUGCCCAAUCUCAACCUCAGACUACUCCUCAGCCCUCUUCUUUGCAAGCGGUACCUCCAGUAGCGGGCAACAAUCAGCCUGCUGCUACUGAACCGACAUUGACCCCCAUGUCUGACUCAAAUAAUAACACAUCCUACCCCUUCUCCGCUGACUACGCCCUGCCCGCAAGCAACUCAACGCCUGCAUUUGCAUCCUCAUCUUCUGCAUUCCUGCCUCAUGCAGCAGCAGCUUCACAGUCACCAUCCUUCCUUCCUCGAUCUCCCACACCUCAGCAAGGAAUGGAAACUUCUCUUUUCAGUCCGACCCGCUUCGACCGUGAUCCUCAAUUUGUCAGCAGUAGCCCUCGCCCAAAUAUGGAUGAGAUGUUUGCCGAUCUUACAAACCAAGAUGUCGAAGCUGAUGCUAUGGAGAACACCCACACCAAUGAGGUGCUCGAGGCACUCGAUGUCAGCAAUGGCAGCAGCCGCACUCCUUCUCCUACUGCCGAGCCUGCUCAAAGUGGGAAUGUUGAGCCGGCCGAAGCUCAAACCGCCUGUGCUCCAGCUCCAGCUGAAGUUCCGGCUAGUGACACGAAACCAGAGGUCGAUUCUUAA
Molecule: messenger RNA, 5172 nt
Organism: Penicillium malachiteum
Lineage: Eukaryota; Fungi; Ascomycota; Eurotiomycetes; Eurotiales; Aspergillaceae
Exons: 5
Coding region: 1-5172 (1723 amino acids)
Biological process (GO): chromatin remodeling
Cellular component (GO): nucleus
Molecular function (GO): DNA binding; histone demethylase activity
Source: RefSeq, a predicted model, not a curated record